Messenger RNA from Perkinsus marinus ATCC 50983, 1188 nucleotides. Its product is annotated as eukaryotic translation initiation factor, putative. The coding region runs from base 1 to 1188 and encodes 395 amino acids. Gene Ontology annotation, cellular component: catalytic step 2 spliceosome; nucleolus. NCBI's taxonomy places the organism in Eukaryota, Perkinsozoa, Perkinsida, Perkinsidae. Gene Ontology annotation, molecular function: ATP binding; RNA helicase activity; mRNA binding. The record is from RefSeq and is a predicted model, not a curated record. The transcript is spliced from 12 exons.
AUGGGCCUCGACGAACACGAUAACGAAUUAAUCUUCGAGACAAGCGAGGAUGUACAAGUACUGGACAGCUUCGAUGCUCUUGGCUUGAAGGAGGACCUACUUCGUGGCAUCUACCAAUACGGUUUCGAACGACCCUCUGCCGUCCAGCAGCGUGCCAUUCUCCCUAUUGUGAAGGGAAGGGACGUAGUGGUGCAGAGUCAGUCUGGUACGGGUAAGACUUGUGUCUUCGCCUUGGGUGCCUUGCAAACUGUCAAGACCACCGAGAGGGACCCCCAAGUCCUCAUCCUAUCCCCCACACGUGAACUCGCGGAGCAAAGCCAAAAGGUUUGCCUGGCCCUUGGUGACUACAUGAACGUCCAAGUCCACUGCUGUGUGGGUGGUAAGAAGCUCACUGACGAUAUCCGCGCUCUGGAGGCUGGCGUCCAUAUUGUCUCCGGCACUCCCGGAAGAGUGUACCAUAUGAUCUCCCAACGCCACCUCUCGACGAGACAUCUCAAAAUGCUGGUCUUGGAUGAGGCCGAUGAGAUGCUCGAUAGAGGGUUCAAGGAACAGGUCUACGAUAUUUACCGUUACCUGCCUCCUAGUACCCAGUGUGUACUGGUGUCGGCGACCAUGCCCAACGAGAUCCUGGAGAUGACCAACAACUUCAUGAAUAACCCCUUCAGGGUUCUCGUGAAGCGUGAUGAGUUGACGCUAGAAGGUAUCAAGCAGUUCUUCGUCGCUGUUGAGAAGGAGCAGUGGAAAUUCGAUACUCUAUGCGACUUAUACGAUACUUUGACCAUCACACAGGCCGUCAUCUUUUGCAACACCAAGCAGAAGGUCGAUUGGCUGACCAACAAAAUGAGAGAGGCCAAGUUCACCGUUGUGUCCAUGCACGGCGAUAUGCCUCAGAAGGAGCGUGAUGCUAUUAUGCAGAAGUUCAGGUCUGGCCAGGCCCGUGUGCUGAUCACAACCGAUAUAUGGGGUCGUGGUUUGGAUGUACAGCAGGUGUCUUUGGUCAUCUGUUACGAUUUGCCUAACAAUCGUGAAUUGUACAUCCAUCGUAUCGGCCGAUCGGGUCGUUUUGGUCGUAAGGGCGUUGCUAUUAAUUUCGUAAAGGAGGAUGACGUUAGGAUCCUGAGAGAUAUCGAACAGUAUUACUCCACGCAAAUCGACGAGAUGCCAAUGAACGUAGCCGAUCUCAUCUAA